This is a messenger RNA of Pelodiscus sinensis (Chinese soft-shelled turtle), 3127 nucleotides long. The record is from RefSeq and is a predicted model, not a curated record. NCBI's taxonomy places the organism in Eukaryota, Metazoa, Chordata, Testudines, Trionychidae.
AUGGGCCGGGCCAAUGGGAAGCAAUGGCAAUUCGGGGGCUAUGAAUGGGGAGAGAACGUGCCGGAGGAGCUGCGCGACCCCUUCUACACAGACCAGUACGAGCAGGAGCACAUCAAGCCGCCUGUGACGCGCCUGCUGCUCUCCUCGGACAUCUACUGCCGGGUGUGCCGCCAGGUGCUGCCCCCCGACGAUGCGGCUGCACCCGCCCCCAAGGACAACACUGCCCUGCUGGCGCUGCUAGGGCGCCGGGGCCUGGCCCCCACCUACCAGGACAAGCCCGUCAAGGAGGCCGACCUGCUCCAGAAGCCCAUCAAGAUGGGUGCGCACCUGGCAGUGAUCGACUCCCUGAUGAUGGCCUUUGCUGUGGAAGCCACCCACACGCUGAGCGCCCCCCCUGGCACCAGCCUGGGUGACAGCUCCUGGGAGCAGAAGCUCCUCUUCUGGGUGGACAUGGUGAACCGCAAGCUGCAGGAGAGCACUGAGCGGGAGGGCUCGCAGCACCUGCGUGGCUGCCUGCGGGCCCAUGGAGGUUCGCUGUGUGACUCUUCUCUUCUGCGUCUCUCUCUCCUCCUUCCUGUGGCCUUUCUCCUUCCUCCUCGUCAGUGUCCCACCAGGUGGUACUGGAAACUGGUUCCUAUCCGCUACCGGAAGGACAAGGUGCUGUCCAAACAGACGCCCUGCUUCCCAUCUGUCAUGGGCAUGAAGGACCUGGCCAACGGGGGCGCCAUCGCUGCCACCAUCCACUAUUACUGCCCCGAUGUGGUGCGCCUGGAGGACGUGUGCCUGAAGGAGACCAUGUCGGUGGCCGACAGCCUCUACAACCUGCAGCUCAUCCAGGAGUUCUGCGCAGGGUACCUGGGGGGCUGCUGCCCCCUGGCGCUGGAGGACCUGCUCUACGUGCCUCCCGUGCUGAGGAUCAACAUCGGGGUGUUCCUGGCUGAGCUCUUCCUGUGCUUCGAGGUGCUCAAGCCGGGCUUCGUGCGCCCCAAGGAGCCGGGGGGACUCAAAGAUCUGCCUGUGAUGAGCGACUGCCUGACACCCAGCAGUGGCAACAGCAACAGUGGUUCCCCCGUGUUCAGCUUCCUCCUGCCAGGCGGGCAGCCGCAGUCCCCGCUCAGAGGCUCCAUGCACCACUCUACCUCAAUGUCCCAUGUGGAAGGCGGAUUUGGCAAAGCCUGGAGCAAGAAACAGCUGAGGGAUCACUGCCCCUGGCGCGAGGGCACCGUGCGGCCCGCGGCGCCUCAGGGCGCGGCAGGCAGCGCCCGGGUGUCCGGCGAUGGCACCAGCGACGUGUCCUCGCCAGGCGAGCGGCGCAGCAGCCUCAUCGAGAUCCCGCUGUCCAGCCUGCAGGCGGAGGAGGGCGACGGGGACGACUCGCUUGAGGAAUCACUGGACAUCGAGGGGCGGUCUGGCCUUGGCUUCUUCUUCAAGGGGGAUGAGAAGCCGGAGGACGAGAUGGCCCAGAAGCGGGCCACUCUGCUGGAGCGCCAGCAGCGGCGCAUUGAGGAGGCGCGACAGCGGAAGCAGUGGCUAGAGGCUGAGAAGGAGCAGAAGGAGGAGGCAGCCAGGUGGGGAUUGGGGGGGCGGUGUGGGGAAGGAGCCCAUGAGCGCCCGCGGGCGGAGGAGGAGUCGCGCCGGCGGCGCGGGGACUUCACGCGCCAGGAGUACAUGCGGCGCCAUCAGCUGAAGCUCAUGGAGGACCUGGACAAGGUGCUGCGGCAGAAGCCGACCACAGUGCGGGCCCUCAAGAAGGGGCGGCCCAAGACCGUGUUCUGCGACGACUCAGCCCUGGCCCGCAGCCCGGUCAAGGGGCUCCUUGGCUCCAGGCUCAGCAAGGUCUACUCCCAGUCCACUCUGUCCCUCUCCACCGUGGCCAAUGACCCUGGGAACUCGCUGACCAUCAAGAGACCCUCCAGAGCCGCCUCCCCCUCCGGCCUGCUGCCCCGGCCCAAGCUGUACAAAGAGCCGAGUGCCAAGUCCAACAAGCACAUCAUCCACAACGCGCUGUCCCACUGCUGCCUGGCUGGCCGGGUCAAUGAGCCCCAUAAGAACAAGAUCCUGGAGGAGAUGGAGAAGAGCAAGGCCCAUCACUUCUUGAUCCUGUUCCGAGACUCCAGCUGCCAGUUCCGGGCGCUGUACACGCCAGCAGAGGAGACAGAGGAGCUGACGCGUCUCACGGGCUACGGCCCCCGCACCAUCAGCUGGGCCAUGAUCGAGGGCAUCUACAAGUACAACUCAGACCGCAAGCGCUUCACCCAGAUCCCCACCAAGACCAUGUCCAUGAGCGUGGACGCCAUCACCAUCCAGGGCCACUUCUGGCAGACCAAGAAGCCGGGCACCCCUAAGAAGCCAGGCACCCCUAAGUAACCCCUCUGGGCAGGGAGCCCAAACCUCUGAGCUUCUACGUAGCAGGAUGUUCUGUGCCCGAGGGGCUGAGCCUGAACUGCCCAAUCCUUUAAGCAGCUAUGGGGUCAAAGGGCACAGAGGCCCUGCCCCCACCCUCUGAGGGGAGGGGCUGGCUACCCUGGCCCCCAACCAUCUGAAUGUCAGACCCUGCCCCCAGGGUGGGUCUCGGCCAGGGGCCUGGCCCCCUGGCCGUGUAUAUUAUACAUAACUAUACAGAGAUUGAGCUAUUUAAAUGAUUUUGCAAUGAUUUGUAUAUAAAGUGAAUUGCAUUUGAUAAACAAGUGGGGGUUGGUGGGGGGCUGUCUGUCCAUCAGGGUGUCUGUCUCUCCAUGUCUUGUCUCUUUUGUAUCUUCUGAGCUUCUGCCACAGUUGAAUUGUCAGACUCCUGCCCCAGCAGCAGGGGUGCUGGGCUCAGGUCGGGCCCUGGGGGUGGGGUGGGAAGGGAGCUGGCCUCUGGGGGACUGAGGCAGCUGGGUUAUAAGCCCUGGCAGCUUCCACAGGGAGCAGGACUCCCACUGCCCACUUGGGGUGCCAGAGGAGGCCAGGGUGGUCUCUCUGCCAGCCCUGUCCCUUCCCGGGGGGGUGGCUGGCUGGCUGGCACCUGAACAAGAGCUGGGGCUGCCCCCCCACCCCUGCUGCCUUGCUGAUGGAGGGUAGAGCCUGUUGCCUCCAUGCCCAGGGGGCACCUGACAAUGCCACUGAAUAAAGUAACUUAAAGGAG